Messenger RNA from Apus apus (common swift), 4661 nucleotides. RefSeq names its product pleckstrin homology and FYVE domain containing 1 (gene PLEKHF1). The record is from RefSeq and is a predicted model, not a curated record. Bases 2447 to 3268 code for a protein of 273 amino acids. Lineage: Eukaryota; Metazoa; Chordata; Aves; Apodiformes; Apodidae. Gene Ontology annotation, molecular function: phosphatidylinositol binding; metal ion binding. The transcript is spliced from 2 exons.
CAGCACCCCGGGGUCUGUGCAGCGCCUGGGCGCCGGUUGUUGCUUUUCUUCAGAAGGGAGUCUUUAAGCGACUAAGUUCGACCGUGCACCGAAAGCACAGAAAUCGAUCCCGUUGCGGAGGUGUAAGAGGCAUCCCCGCCCUCGGCCGUACAUCCCUUCUAAAGGCUACGUGGGAUUUGAGGCAUCGGGAGAGACCGAUAAUUCCUCUCUUCCCUUGGGGAAGAGCUGCGCGCUGAGCAGCAGUAGCAGAAGGCUCAGUAGCUCGGUUGAUCCAUAUCCCACCGGGACUGGCGGCAUUUCUCAGUGAAAGGCCCGACGUGAGAGCCAGUCCUAAAGCGCACAUGUGCUGAACUCCUCAUCAGCAGGCUGGAAGGGGGUUCCCAGAGCCCCUUACCCCCCAGGCCCAGCAGUUCCGGCAUGCUGGGAAGGAAGGAGCGGCAAUCUGGAAUCCCCGCCGGCAAGAAAAGGAGAGGAACGGUGGCUUUCUUGCUCUAAAUGCCUGCUCUGGCUAAAAGGCAAUGUCCUGCUUACUGUGCUUGGUGAGAGUUUAUGCCAGUCCUAACUCCAGAAGAGACUUUUCAGCUGAGCAAAGCAGAAAGAGGGAUUAAGGGAGAGGUAUGCAAUGGAUACCAAGACUGUCAGUUCUGUUUGGCAGCAAGAACAGAAGAAUCAGGUAGAACAGCUCACUACAUUGCCACACCUAAGCUUUAGAUACAUAAAGGCUUGAAAAAUGUACUCCAGGCUUGAUGACGUGGGAGCUUAAGUUGAAAUGCUCUGCCUGGCAUGCAUCAAAAUGGCUGUUUAUAAUCACAAGUGAACAAGCACUCAUUGUUUGAGGAUGUGGCUUGCUCACUUCUGGAGUGGAGUGCCAAAUAGUAUUUUUUUUCCUUUGAAUGUCAGUCGUAUUCACUGUUUUGUAUAUUCAGUGCAUAAUAGUUGAUCACAUGCAGAACCGAGAGAUCCUGAUGAAAAAAAAAAAUAGCUCCAAACUUUGCCAUGCCAAAAACCCCUGUGAAAUAUUGCACAGCAGUAAAGUGCACCUUCCCACACUCAUUUCAACUGUGUAAGCUUCUGCUGCAUGUGGUGCACAUGCAUAGGUAUCACUUGGUAAUAAGCACCAUGGCCCUGCUGACCUGGCAAAACAAACUUGAACAGACAGGAGAAAAAAAAUAAAUCAAAAUUAAUCAAGUAGAUUAGAAUUUAUAUCCUCAUUUUCCCAUUGCUGUUCCAAAGGGAGAGGUUUCCAUAAAGGAGGCCAUAAUGACACUCAGCAGCUACCUUUAUUUACCAAAUUCAUAUAGUGCUUCCAUUCAAAAGCCAAACAGUAUUAUUUGCAGUGAGUCACAAUAUGAACAUGGAAUGGGUUUGUGUGCGGUUACUCAAGCUGAGCAGUGUCUUGAACAGGGGCAGGAUUGACCUUGUGUGUGGUGGGAUGAGGUGAGCCACCCUCUGCAGUUGGCUGCUCUUCCUAGCUAGCUGAAAUAGGAGUGCAUAGAGGGACAGGGUGUGAAUCCCACCUCUCCUAUAUUUUUUUUACUCCUUAGGAUGCAUAUGUGCUGUUCUCAAGCCAUUUAUGCCCUAGGGGAAAGCAAUGGAAUUAAAAUGCCCUGGGUUUGCUUCCCCAGGAAAACUCCUUCGGGAAGUAGGCAGGGCUAGCACAGCAGCUGACACUUUUAGUCUUGGCAGGAAUUAUUUUCCCAGAACAGAGUUAGCUUUUCAUUGUUUAACUCAUAGCAUUUUCGGUAUGUAACAAACCAGAGGCUGGAGGAAUAAGGACGUACCCUGCAGGUGGAAGUGUGGUGUGUAAUGAGAGCUCCCUUUCACUGAUGUCACAUUGCAGGACUCUGUCCAUCCCAUCCAGCCCUGUCUCCCUUGGCUCCAUGCAGCAAGUCCAAGGGCACUCCAGCCUACAUAGGGGCCCAAACCAAGACACAGCUAAAGCUUUCACAGCAGCAGAGCUUGCACUCCUGUUUGAAAAUGAGCUUGUGAUUCCUGGCUCUUUACAGGCACAAUCUUUAUAUAUGACAAUAUGUUUUAAUUUCUGUUGAGAUCCAGUACAUGGAGAUACCUAGAAAUAGAGUUGUCUCAAGUAUCAUACUCACUGGAGAGAUUUUAUCAUGCUUUUAAAAUACAUAAAAGUAAGUGAUGCAGGCUAAGAGCUGGGGCUUCAUCACUCAGAAACAUGAGGAAGCGAGACUGGUGGGCGCAGGAUUAACUGCUUUGGUUUAUCCCACUUGGUGUUACUCACGCCAAAAAUUCUUUACAGUAUUUUGUUGCUUUUGCAGUCUUUCCACACAAAACUUCCCAAGCUGUAAUUUCAGGGUUGUGGGUUUUUUCUUUAUUGUUCUGUGUGGUCAUCUUGCACUUUCACUCAAGAGCUCCUUAUCCAAGGAUUUGUUUGUCAGAAACUCCAAGAGACCUCAUCCUGUGAUAGGGCACGCUGGAGAUGGUGGACCAUCUUGCAAACACUGAGAUCAACAGCCAGCGCAUUGCUGCUGUGGAAAACUGCUUUGGAGCUUCUGGACAGCCAUUAGCCGUGCCAGGAAGGGUCCUUUUAGGAGAAGGAAUUUUAACCAAAGAAUGCCGCAAGAAACCAAAGCCUCGCAUAUUCUUCCUUUUCAAUGACAUCCUUGUCUAUGGCAGCAUAGUCAUCAACAAAAGGAAGUACAAUUCCCAGCACAUCAUUCCCCUUGAAGACGUCACUUUGGAGACACUGCCAGACACCUUGCAGAUGAAGAACCGCUGGAUGAUUAAAACCUCAAAGAAGUCCUUUGUGGUUUCCGCAGCCUCCCUCACUGAGAGGAAGGAGUGGAUCAGCCAUCUGGAGGAGUGCAUCAGGCACCUGCUGACGAAGACAGGCCGGCAGCCCUCCACAGAGCAUGCGGCCCCCUGGAUCCCAGACAAGGCCACGGACAUCUGCAUGCGCUGCACACAGACCAAGUUCUCCACGCUCACCCGAAGGCACCACUGCCGCAAGUGCGGCUUUGUCGUCUGCGCAGACUGCUCCAGGCAAAGGUUCCUGAUGCCCCGGCUGUCCCCCAAGCCCCUGAGGGUCUGCAACCUUUGCUACAGGCAGCUGCUGGCAGAGAAGAAGAAGGAGGCAGAGGCAGACCGCAGGCAGCUGGAGCCCAUCUGCUCUGCCAUCCCGGGCUAUGAGCCCUCCAGCGGCGAUGACAGCGACAAGUCUGAUGAUGACAAAGCUGACCAGUGGCCAGCAGACACGGAGUUUUAUACCUCAGAAGUAUCUUGGUCUUCUUUCCAUAGCUGACCUCCUUGGGAGUUGGUGGCCUUUAGACAUUGAGAAGCCAACUUCUGACCUCCAAUGCAUGCCCUUCUUGAUGUUUUCUCUGGAGGCCAUGCCUAGGAAGGUGGAUCUGUAUGGGGUGUCUGUGUGGGGAGAAGAGAUGGGGUUGCCCCUCUGAGAAUGUGGCUCAUGACACGAACACAGAGAGCUCAGCAAAGAGCAUGGACUGGGGCAGAGACCUGCAGAUCAGCCUUGACCAAACGAUCUCACCUUUCUGUGCCUUAGUCUUCUUGUCUGCAAAAACAGAGCAAUACUAUCUUACUUUCUUAAAUCCUUUGAGAUCAGCUCUUGGGAGAAAAAGGAGCAAGAAAUCCUGGAAUUAAACACACCUGCCUGCUAGCAGUGUGUUCCUCUGUCAUGGCAGGCGGCACUGCGGGUACUGUUUUCGACAGGCUUCCAUUGCUACAACUGGAUCUUUGGAAACACUAAGGAAAUGGUGCUCCCAUUGCAGGGAGCUUGUACAAGGCUCUGUGUGAGCAGCCUUAGCAAAGUGCUGGAGCAUCCAGCUCUCCUGCGUGGAAGGAGGCCAUUUUUGUUGUCCCAGGCCAGGAGGGAAGGAGAGGGGAAAGGGACAGGUAAAAUUAUACAAAAGAGUGAGAUAAGGAGGGAAAGACUUACUGCAGUUAACUUAAAGUGCAGAACCCCCAAUCUCAAACCAGGCAGUUCCACCAGAUUACCAGCAACUUGAUUAACUCAAGCCUUUCACAUAAAAGGAUAGCCCAGGGAAGAUUUGUUAAAAGUCUUGAAAACUCCAGGAAAAAAAUCCUAAAUUCAGAACUUACGAAGUACAGCACUUCCACUUCCCUCCCACACAGGAGCCCAAGGCAUUGCGUGCUCUCUUGUGGGCUCUUCUCAUGUCUAUCAGCCACUUGAAUCCAAAGUUAAGGUCCUUUAUGUACUUACAGGAUUGGAGCCCAAGACCUUACAGUUAACUUGAGAUCAAUUUUAAAGUAAUCAAAUUUUAAAAUCAAAUUAAGUUAGAACUGUGUUUACUCAAGUAUUCUAUCAUAGUAUAGUGUGAAAGUAAAGAUACUGAAAAUUAGACAACAGCAAUUGUUUUGCAGCAGACAUUUGUACAAACUCCGUUAUUACUCUUAGUAUAUUUUUGUAUUGUGUAUUUGAUGCACUGGAAGAGGAACAUGGCUGGGAGUAACCUGCCAAUGUUAUAAACUGCUUCCUUACAGUGGCCUGUUCCAAAGAGUGCAUUGCCUGUCAGAUGGCCAGACUUAUGUUUUUUCUAAAUUUCAAUUCAAAGUAAUAACUUACUGUCUUUUGUAAACUGCCACUGUUCCAAUGAAUUUGUAUCACUGGACCAUGUGUGAAUAAAGAUACGGCCAACAGGAAGAAGUCAGGAAAA